AGUUACUUAGUUGCCUAGCAGACGACGUAAGUGCUGUUGUUGCAUUUUCGUUCAGAGCUUGUCGGCAAACAUUCUUGUAUUCACAAAAGUUCAAUUGGCUGCAUUUAAUAUUUUGUUGGCCAGCUAGAAUGCCUGAAAGAGAUGGACAGGAUUCAGGACCGGGGGAAGCAUCCUCUAGGUUGACCAAUGAUGAUUUCAGAAAGCUGAUGAUGACACCACGGGCUGGAUUUGGUUCAGGAUUGUCAGGUGCUUCAAGUAACUUGGGUAUGGGUUCUGUUAGAGGUGACAGUUCAAGUGUGCGGAAAACGUCUCAUGGCAAAAGUGACCAGAAAAGAGCAAAAAAAAGUGAAUAUUUGAAAGAGAAAAAAGAAGAAGAAGAAAUUCUUGCUGAGCUUGCCAAGAAAUAUCGCGACCGUGCCAAAGAAAGGCGCGAUGGAGGCGAAACAUCUGGACCUGACGCUUUAGCCACACUUGGAGCAUACCGUGCGGUUGCCCCAGAUAUUAAAUCAACAAUGGAUGCCGCUGAAAGAAGAAAGCAAAUGAUUCAAGAGUCAAAGUUUUUGGGUGGUGAUAUGGAACACACUCACUUGGUGAAGGGUCUUGAUUAUGCCCUACUUCAAAAAGUACGUAGUGAAAUUGAACAAUUUGAAGAAGAAGAUGACGAACAGUUGGAACAAGCUGUGGAAGGGGAGAAGGGCGAAAAGGAAGUUGAGAAAAAGAAAGAAGGAGAAGAUGAAAUCCAGUUUAAAACAAUAAUUGGGAAAAAUAUAUUCAGGGCUGUAUUCCGAUCAAAGCCACCAGAAAGGAAUGAACAUUUUCUUCCCGGAAGAAUGGCCUAUCUUAUUGAGUUGGAAGAUGAAAAUGCUGAAUCAGAUAUCCCCACGACCGUGUUACGAAGCAAAGCCGAUUGUCCUGGGCUGGAAUCCUUGGCCACUUUGUCUACGAAUGACAUUGUAAUUAAUAAAUUGACGCAGAUUUUAUCUUACCUACGGCAAGGAAAAAUCGGCAAAAAAAUCAAGAAAACCAAAGAAAACAAAGAAAUGCCACCGCCACAACUAAUCCCAGGACUAAAAGUCAACAAAUCGGCAAUAGUAGAAGACAAUAUCUAUAGCAACAUCGGGACAUACGUGGCACCUACUAGGGAAAAAUCUUUGUCUAGUAGGUCAAGAGACAAAGAACGGCGAGGCGAUAAACGUGAGUACUUUGAGGACAAAUCCCGAAAAGAUAUCGAAGGAGAUCUUGAUCGAGAUAAGGCAUUGGAUGCCACGAAAAGUGCUACUGUCUUAGAAGCAGAACGGACCCUGGGUGCCCUUCUGAAACCUGGAGCGGCUGAUAAACGAGAAGGAGCUUCUACCAAGAAGGCGGAUAAGAUGCUUUCGAAGCUGUCCGCUGAACCAGAAGGAUACGCUGAAUGCUAUCCUGGAUUUGAGGAAAUGAACGACGCCCUGGAAGAUUCCGAUGACGAAGCCGAUUACUCAAAAAUGGAUUUGGGAAAUAAAAAAGGGCCAGUCGGUCGAUGGGAUUUCGACACAGCGGAAGAAUAUGGCGAUUACAUGAACAAGAAAGAAGCCCUUCCUAAAGCCGCCUAUCAGUAUGGCAUUAAAAUGGCUGAUGGACGCAAAACACGCAACAAGACUGUCGUCAAGACAGAUAAAACAGAGAAAGCCGAACUGGACCGGGAGUGGCAAAAGAUCCAGUCUAUUUUGCAUAAACGUAAAGGAGGUCCUUCUGGUGAAACACACAAACCCGAGAAGUCUGUUCGUCGCAAUUGAUUUUAUUUGUCCUCGUAUUGACCGUCAAAAGUUAAUAAUUUCGCCUGCUUAACUACACAACGUGAAUGAAA
Messenger RNA from Daphnia magna, 1843 nucleotides. It is a transcript of the gene beag, whose product is annotated as protein Red. The coding region runs from base 129 to 1772 and encodes 547 amino acids. The record is from RefSeq and is a predicted model, not a curated record. The transcript is spliced from 9 exons. Gene Ontology annotation, cellular component: nucleus. Gene Ontology annotation, biological process: mRNA splicing, via spliceosome. Lineage: Eukaryota; Metazoa; Arthropoda; Branchiopoda; Diplostraca; Daphniidae.